Molecule: messenger RNA, 288 nt
Organism: Miscanthus lutarioriparius
Lineage: Eukaryota; Viridiplantae; Streptophyta; Magnoliopsida; Poales; Poaceae
Source: the annotation of a GenBank genome assembly
AUGACAGCCAACACCGAUGAACAUGACAAACCCAUGACCAAGCUAGAAGGCGCAUUGACAAGAUUGCAGGAACUAAUCAUGGCGGCCACAAUGGGUGAAGCGUGGCAACCAUUAGGGACCCCCACACCUGGGCAUGGUGCCACGACAACUGGCAUCCCAGCAGCAGCCACAAGCAAGUGCAACAACGAUCUCAAGUCGCCACAAAGUACGACCACGUUGGCAGAUAUAGAGCAAUCACGCCCUAGACACCAAAUCAAGGUGAAGAAGCGCCUCCCAAGUAAUAGCUAG